AUGGACGAUUUGCUCGACGAAAGCGCCCCUGAGGUGCCUAAUGCCGAAAGCUCUACUGAUGCCCUGCAGCGGCAGUCUCCCAUUUGUGUAAUAUGCCAAACGAACGCCGCCAUCUACACCUGCCCGCGCUGCAACCUCCGCACAUGCUCCCUCUCCUGCUCAACGAAGCACAAGACACUAGGCGAUGGUUGCUCUGGGAUCCGCAACAAGGCCGCGUACGUGCCGAUGAAUCAAUAUGGAUACAUGGCCCUCAUGAACGACUACACGUUCUUGGAGGAGGUCGGCCGCAAGGUCGGGGAGGUAGGAAGAGAGAUCGUGCAGGGCGGGUACUCGGCGUCGGCAAACGGACCGGCAGGGAGAGGCGGGAGAGACGCGAGAGGACGCGGACGGGGGAGGGGAAGGGGCGGGGCACAGGCGAAGCCCGCGUCGAAGCGGGACGUGCUGAAGAUGCAGCUCGACUUCCGGGACAUCGAGAUCGAGUUCCUGCCGAGCGGGAUGGAGAGGCGGACGCUGAACCAGUCGACGUGGGACUUCAAGAACAAAACCGCCCUCCUCACUGUCGAGUUCAGGUUCCACCCCCCGAGGAACGCGCUCGCGCCCCUUGGGCAGCCGCCGGACCCACCGUUCACACUCCUCGCGCACCGCAUUGCGCUCGAGACCCCUCUGCUAUCGGCGCUGCAAACACAUGUUGCGGAGAGACAUAAGUCGAAGAAAGAGAAGGGCGUCCCGCCAUGGGUGCUCGCCCUCGCCCUCCCGGACGAGGACGUACCAGAUUCCUUCGCCCCUCCUCUAUGUGUCAUGAGCACCUCCCUCGACCCUCUGGCGGCCCUCAACGCGAACCCACACAUUCCCCAGCCAGGGCGGCUCCUCCGGGAAGGCUUCUACAAGCUGGACUCCAGCAAACCCCUCGGGGCCGUCCUCAAGCACAAGCACUUCGUCGAGUUCCCAACCAUCAGCGUCUGGGAAGAGGACUCGUUCCAGGGCAUCAUCGUCGACGACAAGGGCGCGGUCGUGCACGACGCCGCGGACGAGCCCCGGCCCAAACGGCGGCGGCUGAACCCCAAGCAGGCGCAGAAGGCGAUCAGCGGCCUGCUCGGCGGCUACGGCAGCGACGACGGCUCGGACGGGUCGAGCAAGGAGGAGCGCAACGGGAUGAACCUCCUCGGGGGGUAUGCGGGGAGCGACGAGGAGGAGAGUGGGGCGGCCGCGCCUAGCUCGACCUUCGACGUGGAUGCGGACGAGUGGGGUGACGACGACGCGGAGGGCGAGACGGACGACGAGUACGAGGGGAGCCCGGAGGAGCUGGCUGCGAUGCUGCAGAAGCUGCGGGAGGCUGGCGCGCUGAGGGAUCCGGUGAAAGACGGCGUCCUGGGCGGCACCGAGGGUGUAGACGAGGAACAGGUCGAUUGGGGCGAGUCGGGGGACGAAGAGGAUGGCGGUAGUUAGCAGCCUGGAUUGAGAGUUCGAGCCUUGCCUCCUCUUGCUCUCAAGGAGGAACAUCGGUCUCGGCUGUACAUAUAUUCUCUAAUUUGACUACUUCAGCGGUUCAAACAUCAUGCACGCAGC
Molecule: messenger RNA, 1566 nt
Organism: Dichomitus squalens LYAD-421 SS1
Lineage: Eukaryota; Fungi; Basidiomycota; Agaricomycetes; Polyporales; Polyporaceae
Exons: 3
Coding region: 1-1446 (481 amino acids)
Biological process (GO): box C/D snoRNP assembly; maturation of LSU-rRNA from tricistronic rRNA transcript (SSU-rRNA, 5.8S rRNA, LSU-rRNA); snoRNA localization
Cellular component (GO): nucleus; pre-snoRNP complex
Source: RefSeq, a predicted model, not a curated record